Talaromyces proteolyticus is the source of this 450-nucleotide messenger RNA. RefSeq lists its product as uncharacterized. Bases 177 to 404 code for a protein of 75 amino acids. NCBI's taxonomy places the organism in Eukaryota, Fungi, Ascomycota, Eurotiomycetes, Eurotiales, Trichocomaceae. The transcript has a single exon. The record is from RefSeq and is a predicted model, not a curated record.
CCCCAAGCCUAAAUUAUAUAAGCUCGAUACCAGUUGACGUUGAAACAGCUGAUUGCGACACCAUGUGUUUGGCAGGUGUGGGGUGUUUCGGGUAGGCUUCAUCAUUGUGAGACCAUCAAAUAUUCAGUUAGAAAUUAACAGUUGCAUUCCAAUCCAGUCCAUGAUCCGGUAUUGUUAUGUGGUUGAAUGAUUGGACGCGUCCUCUUCGUACAAAGCGUGGGUUAGGGCUAGGAUUUUUAAAAUUCGCCGCGGUUGCGUUUCCCACUAGCGAGGAUCCUUGGCCUAUUAAUUGCACUCCUACUAUUAGUCAAUACCUACUACGUAUUGGAUUGCAUUGCGUUGUUCCUGAAUCAGAGCAUAAUCGAAUUCCAAAGAUUUGGAUGACUCGAUGUCUGAAAGUUUGAUGCUAAAUCUAUUAAUAAAUAUUUCACAUACAAGGAAAAUCCGCAU